AUGUCGCUGUUGAAGAUAUUUGGAAAAGGAAAAGGAGAGAAGAAGCCAACGCCACAAGACGCGAUCCAGAAGCUCCGGGAAACGGAAGACAUGUUGAUAAAGAAGCAGGAGUUUCUGGAGAAGAAGAUCUCACAGGAGCUGAGCACAGCCAAGAAGUAUGGCACGAAAAACAAACGAGCGGCGCUCAUGGCUCUGAAGAGGAAAAAGCGUUUGGAGAAACAGUUGGAGCAGAUCGAUGGAACUCUGUCCACGAUCGAGUUCCAGAGAGAAGCUUUAGAGAACGCUAACACCAACACAGAGGUGCUGAAGAACAUGGGCUACGCUGCUAAGGCCCUGAAGGAGGCACACAACAGCAUGAACGUAGAUGACGUCCAUGACCUGAUGGAUGACAUCGCUGAGCAGCAGGAACUCGCCACCGAGAUUUCCACUGCCAUCUCCACUCCGGCCGGGUUCGGCAUGGACAUGGACGAGGACGAGUUGUUGGCUGAACUGGAAGAACUGGAGCAGGAAGAUCUGGAUGAGAAGAUGUUGGACGUGGAAGGACCCAUGGACCCUCUGCCCAGUGUCCCCUCCACCUCUCUGCCCACAAACCCAGCCAAGAAGAAGGAGGAGGAGGACGACGAGAUGGCGGAGCUGGCGGCGUGGGCGAACUAA
Molecule: messenger RNA, 654 nt
Organism: Knipowitschia caucasica
Lineage: Eukaryota; Metazoa; Chordata; Actinopteri; Gobiiformes; Gobiidae
Source: the annotation of a GenBank genome assembly